GGCUCCACACUUAAUUUCAGACUUACCUUAGUUACCACAUGGUGACGCUCUCGGUUCAAAUAAAUUCUGCAGCACGAACUCGCUGCUCUUCUCACGGUUUUAAGGACACAGCAUUGAGACUUCGCCAAGCAUCCAUGUUUUUAAAUCCAUAUCACGGGAAACUAGCGAACACUGUAUGUCGCUUCCAAAGAAUCUUGUUUUAGUAUAAACUGCAAACCACGAAGGAGAGAAUUAGAUAUAUUCUUUGUUUAUAAUGGGAUUUUCUGAGCUAGGCGGUCUGAAACUCCAGCAGCUGCUCCUUUCGUUUCUUCUCCACACAUCCUGGGAGGUAGGGAGUGGCCAGGUCCAUUACUCGGUGCCGGAGGAAGCUAAACACGGUACGUUUGUGGGUCGCAUCGCGCAAGAUCUGGGUUUGGAGGUUGGGGAUCUGGUGCCUCGGUUGUUCCGGGUGGUGUCCAAGGGCCGUAAGGACUACUUGGAAGUAAACGCGCAGAACGGCAUUUUAUUUGUGAAUUCUCGGAUCGACCGUGAGGAACUGUGCGGCCGCAGGCCUAUUUGUAGCAUCCACUUGGAGGUGAUCGUGGACAAACCUUUGCAGGUUUUCCAUGUAGAAGUGGAGAUCAAGGACAUUAAUGAUAAUGCUCCUAUGUUUCCUGCUACAGAACAAAGGCUGUUCAUAUCUGAAUCUAAACAGCCUGACUCCCGAUUUCCGCUAGAGGGUGCGUCAGAUGCCGAUAUCGGAGUGAAUUCUCUCUUGACCUACGGACUCAGUCCUAAUGAAUAUUUUAUUUUGGAAAUGCAAACGAGUAGUGAACAAAGUAAAACUUUGUCACUUUUGUUAAGAAAAUCUUUGGAUAGAGAAGAUACUCCUGAGAUUCAACUGUUACUGACAGCCACUGACGGGGGCAAACCGGAACUCACCGGUACAGUCCAAUUAAAGAUAUCCGUGUUAGAUGUAAAUGAUAAUGAUCCUGAGUUUGAUCAAUCAGAAUACAAAGUGAAAUUAUUGGAAAACGUUGCAAACGGCACAUUUAUAGUAAAGGUCAAUGCUACGGAUAGGGACGAAGGAAUAAAUAAAGUUUUACAAUAUUCAUUGCGUUCGAUAAAACCAAAGGGAAAUGACUUGUUUAGGUUAAAUGAGAAUACAGGUGAAAUUAGAAUAAAUGGAAAUUUGGAUUUCGAGGAAAAUAAAUUCUAUGAACUUCAGGUAGAGGCGAAUGAUAAAGGAAUCCCUCCGAUGGUGGGUCACUGCAGAGUUUUGGUGGAGGUCCUAGACAUCAACGACAACGCUCCAGAGGUGGUCGUGACGUCGCUCUCUCUGCCAGUUCGUGAGGAUGCCCCACCAGGCACAGUCAUAGCUCUCAUCAGCGUGUUUGAUCCUGAUUCAGGCGCCAACGGGGAGGUGACUUGCUCGCUGUCUCCUCCAGGGCCCUUCACGCUAGUGUCCACUUUCAGAAAUUACUACUCUCUAGUGCUGGACGGCACUGUGGACCGGGAGAGCAUCUCCGUCUAUGAACUAAUGGUGACUGCGAGGGAUGGGGGUACUCCAGCUCUUCGGGCCACAGCCAGAAUUUCUGUGGGCAUUGGCGAUGUGAAUGACAAUGCACCAGCCUUCGAGCAGCCUUUGUACACUGUGUUCGUGAGGGAGAAUAACCCGCCGGGCAGUCACAUCUUCACAGUAUCCGCAUCGGACCCUGAUGCUCAGGAGAACGCGUUAGUGUCUUACUCAUUGGUGGAGAGGAGGGUGGGAGAGCGUCCUCUAUCGAGCUUCGUGUCUGUGCACUCAGAGAGUGGAAAAGUGUAUGCCUUGCAACCCCUGGACCACGAGGAGCUGGAGCUGCUGCAAUUUCAGGUGAGCGCCCGGGACGCGGGCUUCCCUCCACUGAGCAGCAACCUGAGCCUGCAGGUGUUUGUACUGGACGAGAAUGACAACGCGCCAGUUGUGCUGCCACCUUAUUCCAGCGUUAGCCCAGUUACCGAGCUAGUGUCGCAGUCAGUGACUGUGGGCCAUGUAGUGGCCAAGAUUAGGGCUGUGGAUGCAGAUUCUGGGUAUAAUGCCUGGCUCUCUUAUGAGCUGCUUCCAGAAGUGGGCGCUGAGCACAGUCCUUUCCGAGUGGGUCUGUAUACUGGAGAGAUCAGCACAACUAGGGCCUUGGAGGAAUCGGAUGGACUGAAACAGAUACUGCUAGUGCUAGUAAAAGACCAUGGGGAACCCAUGUUAUCUGCCACAGCUACAGUAAGUUUGUCACUUUUGGAGAGUGGUCAGGCCCUUCAGACGUCUUCUGGGGUAGCUAGGCAGCCAGCAGCUUCAUCCAUUGUCAAGGGAACAGCUCUAGUGAAUGUGAACGUGUAUUUGAUAAUAGCCAUCUGUUCUGUGUCCAGUUUGUUGGUGCUGAGCCUACUGCUAUAUGUCAUGCUUCGAUGCUCUACACCAACACAGGACAUAUACGGGCCUGGGAAGCCCACUUUGGUAUGUUCAAACGAGGCAGGAAGUUGGUCGUAUUCCCAGCAGCGUCGGCAGGUUUGUUCUGGAGAAGGAACUGUCAAAAAUGACCUCAUGGCUUUCAGCCCUAACCUUCCUCCAUGUCCAGUACCUUCAGAUAGAGAACAGCAAGAGGCUAAGAAGGAACCUUUAGGCAAGGUGAGUCUUUUAUAUUCCAGCAAUACUUACAAUGAUCUAGAAGAUGGCAAAGCAUGGAAGGUCUUUGGAAUAACCUUUGCUUUGUCAUCUUAA
Antechinus flavipes (yellow-footed antechinus) is the source of this 2734-nucleotide messenger RNA. Its product is annotated as protocadherin alpha-11-like. Bases 254 to 2734 code for a protein of 826 amino acids. Gene Ontology annotation, cellular component: plasma membrane. Gene Ontology annotation, biological process: homophilic cell-cell adhesion. NCBI's taxonomy places the organism in Eukaryota, Metazoa, Chordata, Mammalia, Dasyuromorphia, Dasyuridae. Gene Ontology annotation, molecular function: calcium ion binding. The record is from RefSeq and is a predicted model, not a curated record. The transcript has 2 exons.